Molecule: messenger RNA, 1707 nt
Organism: Erpetoichthys calabaricus (reedfish)
Lineage: Eukaryota; Metazoa; Chordata; Cladistia; Polypteriformes; Polypteridae
Gene: nabp1a
Product: nucleic acid binding protein 1a
Exons: 6
Coding region: 703-1380 (225 amino acids)
Biological process (GO): mitotic cell cycle checkpoint signaling; double-strand break repair via homologous recombination; response to ionizing radiation
Cellular component (GO): SOSS complex
Molecular function (GO): DNA binding
Source: RefSeq, a predicted model, not a curated record
AUGUAUAAAUAAAGUACAUUAAAUUAUAUUGACAUAUAUGGCAGAGAAACAUUAACGAGCGAGCGUCAUUAACGCUUUAGUUUGCCUAAAAUACCUUUAAGGUCUUGGAUCCUUAAAAUUCUUUAGCUGAUAAACUUCAGCAUUUACCAGCCUCACUUGGCGAUUGAAAUGCCUUAUAAAUCACUAUUCCCUUUCGUAAUCAAUUGGAAUACUGUUUGAUAAUUUUUUUUAACAAUUUCUUUUUUUCGGAAACCCAAGUAGCCGUUAAUUUCAGAAAUGGGUGGAUGGUAAAGGAAUGAGUAUUUUUCCCCGAUUUAAAGGGACACGGUUGUAGUUUCAUUCGUUUCUGGUGUCUUUACAGUAAAUACCUCGCGCUGGUGAUAAUUCGUCUACGUCAAUGGUUAUGAAUAUUGCGAUUUUUUAAUUUUGUGUUUUUGUUCUAUUAUUCGUUUGAAUACGUAUAUGAAACGCGGAAGUAACAAGAUAGUGAAGAUGCUUUGAAAAAACGCAUUUUAUUGUUUCCGUUUAAGGAAGACGAUUUACAAAUAAAAAAAAAAAAACUUGGUUUCAGAUGCAGUUUUCUCACUACAUGUUAUAUUUUAGUAUAUAGCCUUAAUAAAUUUAAGUUUCAGAAACAAAUUACCGUUAUUUAGUUCAUUUUCACUCACUUAACGUAACAAUUUAGUUGAUACAUUUACUAGAAUGUCGAUAGUUCAAAACGAGACUGUAGUUUUGAUUAAAGAUGUAAAACCAGGCCUGAAAAAUUUAAAUAUCGUCUUUAUUGUACUGGAAAUAGGCAGGGUAACUAAAACAAAAGAUGGACAUGAAGUGAGAUCCUGUAAAGUUGCUGAUAAAACUGGGAGCAUCACCAUAUCUGUCUGGAAUGAGCCAGGGAGCCUGAUGCAGCCUGGAGAUAUCAUUAGGCUCACCAGAGGUUAUGCUUCCAUGUGGAAGGGCUGUUUGACAUUGUACACAGGACGAUGUGGAGACCUACAGAAGAUUGGGGAAUUUUGUAUGGUAUACUCUGAAGUCCCUAACUUUAGCGAACCUAAUCCUGAUCUCCUUAAUCAAGCACCUCAGCCAGCCAAAAAUGCCAAAGGUGAGCAGCGAAGCAACUCCCCCACAAACCAUUUGAGCUCAGGUAUUCCAGUCCAAGCAGGAAAUGGAGCUUCUCAUUCCUAUUCUACAAACAGCACAGUGCCCAUCAACAGCCAGCUACAGAACCCAGCACCUGCCCAGGGGGUUUUGGGAAGAACCAAUGGCCGCGUUCAGGCCAAUAGCAAUAUCUCAGCUGGGGGUGUAGGUAGCGGGUUGGGACCUUCACCUCCUUCUGUAACGAUCAGUAAUGGCAGAGAUCCACGCAGAGCCUCAAAAAGAUGAUAUCUUAAACCCUGUUCCUAAAAUUUGUGUACAUUUUCCACCAUGGGCAGGGCUGCAGUUUUCAGAAAUCCACACUCUACUUGAACACUGGGUGCACUUUUUUCUUGAUGCAUUUUUGAUGUAUCAAAUUUUGUAUGCUUUUGUAUAUAUAAGCCUUUCAGGAAAUGCUUGGGCAAUGCUGCUUAUAAUGGAAGAUGUCUACAGAAGUGAGUUCGAAAUCUUAAAAUCUGUGAUAGAAAUUCAACUUUGUCACCCAAACCCCACUUGUUAGUUUCUUUUGACAUCUAUUAAUAAAAUAUUGUGGCCUAUAUUAAGCCUUAAACAUAA